GCAGCCGGAACGCGUGGCGGGGGUGCCGGCUCCAUGGGCAGCAGCGCACAGCAGCACGAUGAUGGACGUUAACAGCAGCGGUCGCCCGGACCUCUACGGGCACCUGCGCUCUGUCCUCCUGCCGGAGGUAGGGCUGCCGGACCUGAGCCCCGACGGCGCCGGCCCGGUCGCGGGCUCCUGGGCGCCGCACCUGCUGCGCGGGGUCCCCGAGGUGACCGCCAGCCCCGUGCCCACCUGGGACGUGUCCCCGGACAAUGCCUCGGGCUGUGGAGAGCAGAUCAACUACGGCAGAGUCGAGAAAGUUGUGAUCGGUUCCAUCCUGACGCUCAUCACGCUGCUGACGAUCGCUGGCAACUGCCUUGUGGUGAUUUCGGUGUGCUUCGUCAAGAAGCUCCGCCAGCCCUCCAACUACCUGAUCGUGUCCCUGGCGCUGGCCGACCUCUCGGUGGCCGUGGCGGUCAUGCCCUUUGUCAGCGUCACAGACCUUAUCGGGGGCAAGUGGAUCUUUGGCCACUUCUUCUGCAACGUCUUCAUCGCCAUGGACGUCAUGUGCUGCACGGCCUCAAUCAUGACCCUGUGCGUGAUCAGCAUCGACAGGUACCUUGGCAUCACGAGGCCGCUGACAUACCCCGUGAGGCAGAAUGGGAAAUGCAUGGCAAAGAUGAUUCUCUCCGUCUGGCUCCUUUCCGCCUCCAUCACUUUACCCCCGCUCUUCGGGUGGGCUCAGAAUGUAAACGACGACAAGGUGUGCCUAAUCAGCCAGGAUUUUGGCUACACGAUUUACUCCACCGCGGUGGCAUUUUAUAUCCCCAUGUCUGUCAUGCUCUUCAUGUACUACCAGAUCUACAAGGCCGCCAGGAAAAGCGCCGCCAAACACAAGUUCCCCGGCUUCCCACGCCUGCAGGAGCCGGACAGCAUCGUCUCCCUGAACGGCAUGGUGAAGCUCCAGAAGGAGGUGGAGGAGUGUGCCAACCUUUCGAGACUCAUCAAGCACGAAAGGAAAAACAUCUCCAUCUUUAAGAGGGAACAGAAAGCAGCCACCACCUUGGGGAUCAUCGUCGGGGCCUUCACCGUGUGCUGGCUGCCGUUUUUCCUGCUCUCGACAGCCAGACCCUUCAUCUGCGGCACAGCCUGCAGCUGCAUCCCGCUGUGGGUGGAGAGGACAUUUCUGUGGCUGGGCUACGCCAACUCUCUCAUUAACCCUUUUAUAUAUGCCUUCUUCAACCGGGACCUGAGGACCACCUAUCGCAGCCUGCUGCAGUGCCAGUACCGGAACAUCAACCGGAAGCUCUCCGCCGCAGGCAUGCACGAGGCCCUGAAGCUCGCCGAGAGACCCGAGUUUGUGCUACAAAACUCUGACUACUGUAGGAAAAAAAGUCAUGAUUCAUGAUCAAACGCGAAAUCAUGGAGAGGAACAAAACGAGGCAAGACAGAGGUGGAACAGAAUGCAGUCAUUUGCUGAGACUGUGGAAUGCGACUUCCGGUUUUCCUUGGGAUGGUUCAAACGUGACAAGCAGGGUGAUCUGUUGUGCAAGAAUAUUAUGAGGGAGAUGGUGAUUGCUCCCUUCCCCCCACUGUGGAUCAGUGCUGUUGUGUGCAAAAGAAAACAGUUCUCAGUUUCAGACAGCCAGACCAGCUCAGCAGUACCCUCAGGAACAGAGCUGAGCUCCAGAAAGGAAACAGUUUCUGGUGCUUUGCAUAUGUCCAAGUCCUUGCAAGUGGAAGCAAGCUCCAAUGUGCACUUCCCAUGCUUCUAAGUCUAGGCAUUGCAGUGAAUCUUCAGGAAUCGUUCACGAGACAGCAUUAAUUUUGUUGUAGGACAGAAAGGGUGUUUUUCCAAGCUAACUGCGGUGAGCAUAGUGUUGACAAUGUUGCAUGUCCUGUGUUAGAAAGCAGAAUCCCGUCAUCAAGCUCAUACAAGUGAUUUCCCAGAGCAGUGUCUGUUUUAAGCUUCUGUCACACAGUUUGGCUUUUCUGCAGGGUCCCUGUGACUUCCCCACCGACAUACUUUCUUUAUUAACUCGCUUAUUGUUAUAUAUAACUCAGGAACAGAUCUCAGGAUGGAGAGAAUCAUAAAACCCGAAUAAAGCUUUUUCUAGUGUUCACAUUUCUUCCAAGGGGUCCUGAGAGGUGAAGGGAUUCCUUCCUUGAGGAUGUGUACCUAACCUCACUGGAUGUUCAUUUAACGUGGGUGUAGGCACUGAACUACUGACUCUCCUGAUACAUGGGUGCCAUGGACCCACAGGCUGGUCCAUAACUGUGUGUUUUGGGAGGAAGUAGGGGAGUCAUGAGGUUUCCAUGAAAGGCUGUGAUGCAGCUUUGUGUUAAACUGAACUGUGUGAGUCGGAGGUCACCUGGGACACUCACUCUUGGUAACCGCUCCAGAUUACCAUUCUGUUCCUUCUAGAGGAUUUGUUUUGUCUUCUCUGUAUCUUAAAUCAAAUGUGUGCCUGGCCAAUUCUGUUUUCCUCCCUAAAGCGGUAGGCACUAUGGACGGGCAGGGAAAAACAGAAAGGGUCCCUUUGAGGACAGUAUUUUUUUGUAACAGGACUAUGUAAUGGGCUAAGGAGGCAGAAAGGCAAUAGAUAAGAAGAGGAUGAAAUGAAUACAAACCUUCAUUUGGUAAAAGAACUGCAAGAACAUCCUAUUUUCGUACCAUAAAUGUAGCUGUUUCCUCACAGGAUAAUGUGGAAUCCCACCGUGGAGUAUGGAUUUCUUCCAACUUUCAUUGACAUUGCUUCUUGCCAGACACAGGGAAGGUCUGCCUUCUGGAGAGGGGAGGGGGCCUGUCCUUUCCGACCAAGCUGCACAAAUUCCUGAACCGCAGAUU
Molecule: messenger RNA, 2830 nt
Organism: Molossus molossus (Pallas's mastiff bat)
Lineage: Eukaryota; Metazoa; Chordata; Mammalia; Chiroptera; Molossidae
Gene: HTR7
Product: 5-hydroxytryptamine receptor 7
Exons: 3
Coding region: 59-1390 (443 amino acids)
Biological process (GO): G protein-coupled receptor signaling pathway, coupled to cyclic nucleotide second messenger; circadian rhythm; vasoconstriction
Cellular component (GO): dendrite; membrane
Molecular function (GO): G protein-coupled serotonin receptor activity; neurotransmitter receptor activity
Source: RefSeq, a predicted model, not a curated record